UUCGAUUGUUGUCCGGCCGAGUGCUUUCAGCCGACGCACACGCGGAGCUCACCGGUUGUUGAUGAGCUCACAUGUUGCUGUUCGGUAGACAGAGAACAUUCCUACACAUGUAGCUGGCAGAUUAACGGAACAACACAGUAUUUAAUCGGGAUGUCGGCGUCGUUGAUCAGAAGAGGCCUGGAGCUGCUGAGCGACGACAUUAAAGAUGUCAGUAAAGGGAAGAAGAAGAAGCAGCAGCAGCAGACUCCCAGUUCAGCCACAGUGAUGGAGCUGGUGAGCACCAAGCGACAGGGAGUCACCAAGCAGGUCAAGAGGCUGCAGGGCCGCCUCGGUCCUGGGAAGAGCAAAGCCACUGUCAAAGACAAGAGGAUCAAAUCUGCAGUGGAGGAGUUCAGGAAGAAGCAGGGGAAGAGCCAGCUGAAUGCUAAUCUCAAGUACUUCAUGGGAACUGGCUUCAAAGCAACGGAUUCUGAUACGCUGAAGAUUGUGAACCAACUCCCGGGACGACAGUCCAGAAAUCGCCCGGACAGACCCGCCAAGAAGGCGAAGGAGACGCAGUCUUUGUUCACCGAGGAGGAGUUCCAACAGUUCCAGAAGGAAUACUUUGGCAGGACUGUCGAGGAGAAGAAAUAAAACACAGAUAUGCAAAGACACUGCAGCCACAGGCGAAGCUCCUGUUGUUGAGGUUUUAGUUUCUCAAUACACACCGAACAGUCAGGAUCGUUGUUUCUUGGUUUUCCUUUAAUGUGCACAAAAUCGUUUUACUGCAGCAGAAGAGACAGUCACAGGUCUGCGUUUUCUGAAUCAAAGUGCAUCUAAAUAUGUUCUGGAAGUUGGUUUCCCUUCAUACUUACUGCAGACACGUUCGGUUGCAUACAGGAAAUAUGGAGUCUUCAGUGUUUUUCCUGCUAAGAGCUUCAUUAUGACCACAAUGCAUCUGUUGGUUAAAAUUCACCACUUCAUGAAGUAUUUCUGCAAAACUUACUGAAGAUGCUUCAAAUAAGUUCAUUCAGCAAAAGCCGGGCAUAGUUAAACGAUGCAAAACUGAUGUUGUAAUCAUACUUAUGUAGUUUUAUUUUCACACGUUAAAAAUGUUUUUGUCAAAAAAAGAUGCAAAAUUACAAGAAAUUUAUUGAAUUUAUCAAACUUCCUGUUUUCCUGACUGGUUUUUCUAUUAGUUUUCCUCCAAAUGUUUUAAUUAUCUGUACUCUAUGGUUGAGCAGAAGUUCAAACAUGUUUUUCAUUACAACGAAAAUAAAAAUGGUACAUAAUGUU
Molecule: messenger RNA, 1275 nt
Organism: Acanthochromis polyacanthus (spiny chromis)
Lineage: Eukaryota; Metazoa; Chordata; Actinopteri; Pomacentridae
Gene: rps19bp1
Product: ribosomal protein S19 binding protein 1
Exons: 4
Coding region: 151-633 (160 amino acids)
Cellular component (GO): nucleolus
Molecular function (GO): enzyme binding
Source: RefSeq, a predicted model, not a curated record